Messenger RNA from Onthophagus taurus, 2553 nucleotides. The record is from RefSeq and is a predicted model, not a curated record. Lineage: Eukaryota; Metazoa; Arthropoda; Insecta; Coleoptera; Scarabaeidae.
AUGAAGUUUGAAGUUUUAUAUUUUUGGGUUUUUGUUAAUUUUGUUAAAUUAACAAGUGGGGAAGAAAGUUUUUGUGUUUUAAAUGGGAAAAAAUCUGUAAAUUAUGUUAGUGAUAAAUUUAUAAGCUUCGUUGUUGACCCAACAGUUUUAUUUACAGAUUUAAAUAUAAGUGAAACAGCCCAUGAAUUAGGAAAGUUUUUGAGUCCUUCUUAUGUAAGAAUAGCAGGAUUUUCAACUAAAUACUUAGAAUUUUCCGAAAACGAAGAAGAUUACCAACCGAAUUUAUCAAACGAAUCAAAUUUGGUUUACACCCCAAAGUCAUCAAAUAUAACUUUCGAAGUUUACAAAGAAAACUUAAAAAAAUUAAAAUCAACUUUAGACGAAUUCUCGUUAAACAAAAACGAUUGGAAAAUCAUUUCGAAUGACCUCAAUUUAUAUUCCGAAUCAAGUUUUGAUAUUCGUAAUAAAAUCGACGAAUUGAAUCAAAUUGUAAGCGCAGUUUUUUGGGAAAAUGGACACAUCCUUCCGGUUAAAUCUGAAAUAGAUAAACUUUUGACGUCUCCAUCGAAAGCUUCAAUUCCAAUUUGGACGAGUUUACCGAAAUCGGAAAACCCAAUAACUUUUUCGUCCACAUUAAAUUUGGCUAAACAAAUAUCAACUGCAGCUAUUUUGGGGUAUGAAGUUGUUUUUAGACCACCAAGACUUUAUGAAUUAAUCAGAGAUACAACGAAUUAUUGGUAUAUUUAUCUCCACAAAAAGUUAAUGGGCCGAAAUGUAUUAGAAAUAAAACCAUCAACCGGUUUCGAACGAUUAGAAAAAUGGGAUCAAAUUUUUAUUUCAGCACAUUGUACAAAAAAUCAAAAUAGUUUUUCAAGAAGAGGUGCAAUAACAAUUUCUAUUAUUAACAAUAAAACCGAAGAACACUUAAUAUCACUAAAAUUACCGUUAAAUGUGGUUAAUUUAAAACACAUCGAGGUGCAAAGUUACAUUUUAACAUCGGAUAAUGAAAAUUCAACAUUCGCUUAUUUAAAUAAUAAACCUUUAUCGAUGGAUCUUCUUCGUCAAAAUCAAGUUUUAAUCCCAAAAAUUCGACGAGCUCGUUUAACAAAGUCUUUAACAUUGACAACUCCACCAAAAUCGAUAGGGUUUUUCGUGCUUCCGGAUGCGAGAAUUCCAAUUUGUAUCAACGAUGAGGAUGAAACCAAUUUAAUAAUGGAAGAAAUCGAAGAAGAAGAAAAUUCUGUAAACCAAUUUGUUCCAAAAACUCAAAUUAAUUCUAGAAAUAAUGAUUUAAAAUCAACCAAAUUAAUCGAUUUGUAUAACCAGUUGAAAAAUGAAUUAGAAAUUGACGAAAAAUUUUAUGGAAAUAAUAUAAAUAAAAAAUUGUUUAUUAAGGAUAAUUUUCAGGAUGUUUCAAGUCGAGAAAUUGAAGAGGUUAUUUUAAAAAUUACGAAGAAAAUGAAGGAAAAUCGCGAGAGAAAUUUUCAUAAAAGGGAUGUGAAUUUUUACGAUGAAUUCGGCGAAGAAGUUAAAGUAAUCGAUAAACAUCAAAAUACGGAUUUAACCGAUCCAAAUAAAAACAUUUUAAAUUCUUUAGUUACUUUAGAUGACCGAAUCGCCAACGAAGAAAAUUUAGAUUUCUUGGACAAUGAAGAUUACACACAAUACGAUGAAGAUAAUUCAAAAAUUCGCAAAAAACGACAACAAAAACAAUUCACCGAAAGUGAUAUAGCACAUUAUAGACAAUUAAUGAACUCAAACAUUCGUCAUAUGAGGGAAAACAUAAUGAAAAAUAAAUUAAAAUUGAAAACGUCGAAGAAAGAACAAACCGAUUUAUCUCAAAGAAUUAAUCGUUUAAAAGAAGCUGUUGAUAUGGUUCAACGAUCUAAUAAUAAAGAUGAUGAUAAUUCUUUAGAAACAACAAAAGGAAUUAAAAAAAUUAAAAAAUUAAAUUUAAAUCCUGUUCGAUUCAAUAAUAUAAAGCUAAAUAAUGACAAAUUAAACAAUAUAAAAUUAGCCCAACAUAAAUUAAAUCAGAACGAAAAUGACUUGAAGAAAAAAGAUGAGAUUGAUGAUGAAACGAAAGAAUUAAUAUCAAAAAUUAAAAAUGAAUUAAGAAAUAGAAAACCAAGGGGAACAAUGGAAAAUUGGCAAGUAGCGCCGUUUAACGAACGGACUAAAUUAUUGCUGAGACUCUCAAAGCAAAUAAACGAUAAAAAUAAUGUUAUUCAAAAUGAAACGAAUACUCAACUAUUGACAAUAAGUAAUGAAAAUUAUGUAAUGUGUAACAGCAAUGUGGGCAACGAUGAGAAUACAAAUCUAGCUAUAAGUAACGUUGAGAUUUGUUUAGCGAUUCCAGAUGCCCCAAUAGUUACCAGUUCUGAAACUGGUACUUCAUCUGUUACUGAACACUAUUCACAAUUUAAUGAUUCGGAUGCAGACCCAAAUUGCAGUUCUACGUCAUCUUCAAGUAGUUCAAGGAGGGCCUGUCUGCAGAUGAAUCCUUGGCAGAACAGCUUGUUUUACCAAAUGAAACAGCAGAAGUCAAUUUAG